This is a messenger RNA of Aspergillus heteromorphus CBS 117.55, 2081 nucleotides long. RefSeq names its product putative mRNA cleavage factor complex component Pcf11. NCBI's taxonomy places the organism in Eukaryota, Fungi, Ascomycota, Eurotiomycetes, Eurotiales, Aspergillaceae. Gene Ontology annotation, biological process: termination of RNA polymerase II transcription. The coding region runs from base 90 to 2054 and encodes 654 amino acids. The record is from RefSeq and is a predicted model, not a curated record. Gene Ontology annotation, molecular function: mRNA binding; RNA polymerase II complex binding. Gene Ontology annotation, cellular component: cytoplasm; mRNA cleavage factor complex. The transcript is spliced from 6 exons.
CCAUAUCUUUCUUUGUCUAUAUCCUAACCACCUUCUCACUUCCCCUUUCCCCCCAUCAUCGGCAUCCGCUGCCUGAGUAUCUGCCCAUCAUGUCAGCUGGGUUGGCCUCCGACGAAGUGGCCGAGGACUACAAGAACUCCUUGGAAGAUCUAACGACCAACGACAGAUUUCAGAUCAGCAAUUUGACUGUGAUAGCCAAGGAGAACACAGAACAUGCGAUGGCCAUCUCCCGCGUGCUGGAGAACCACAUUCGAACUACACCGCCGGCUCAAAAGUUGCCUGCCUUGUAUGUAGUCGACUCGAUCGUCAAGAACGUAGGCACGCCCUACACCCUGUUCCUGGGUCGCAACAUGUAUCAGACCUUUAUGAACGCCUACACGCUGGUCGACUCUCAGACGCGCAGAAAACUGGACGAGAUGCUGAAGACAUGGAAAGAACCCGUUCCGGGGUCCUUGGACACCAGGCCUGUCUUCCCUCCAGAAAUCACCCGCAGCAUCGAGAGCGCUUUGAUCAAGGCAAGGACCGCGGCUCUCCAGCAACAACAAGCUCGAAGCCAGCAGGAGAUCCUCACCCGUGGUCGUGUUGGAACCCCCCCAGGUUGGACCAACAGUCCGACGCCUCCGCAGAAUAUGGGUCGGUACCCGCCCCCGGCUAAUCAGGCUGUGCCUGUGCAUUACCAGCGCAAUGGGACUGGUCAUGGAUAUCCCUCCUCGGGUGAAUCAUAUCCCGCACGAGCAACCCCAACUCCUCAGGCCCAGCAACGCUCAGCUGUUGAUCUCUCAGCUCUCAACCGAGACAUCGAAGCUCUAAUUGCAACCGCCAGAAGUGAUUUUGCCAACAAUCCCUUGGACCCAUCUGUGCAGCAACGGCUGAAGGCCCUCUUGGACCUUCAGGGUAUCUUGCAGCGUCAAGAGCUCACCCAAGAGCAGCUAAGGCUUGUCCGUGACCAGGUUUCGGCACUUGCACCAAAAUCCGCUAUAUCGGCCCCCCAAACCGUUGCGCCGAGUCUCCCAGUCGUGUCAACGCCUCCUAUAGCUACUCCACCCGCCCAAACCCUCUCGCAGCCCCUCCAGCAGCUCCUCAAUCCGGGUACGCUCGCCGGGCUUAUCAAAGCUACUGCAACGCGGCAGCAGCCCACUCCGCCGCCACAGGUUUCGAAUAUUCUGCCCCAGAUGCCAACGAGUAGUAGCACCCCACAACCACACAUCAGCGCAGCACCAGAGAAUCCUCUCAUUGCAGCUCUUCGAGCACAAGGCCUACUGCCUCCCGCUUCUGCCCCCCCGGCCCCAUCCACUGCAACUCCGGCCAACCUUGCGUCCGCGUUCCCGUUGGUGAUGCCUGGCCAGAUGCGAUUCACACCUCCUGUGCCGACGUCACAGGCACAAGGCACAUCUGAUGACCAGACAAAUGUUCAGAUGAAUACAGCCUCCAUGAAAAUCCCCCGACAGACGUUGAUUGCCAGCCUCUACGAGGUACGGUCAAAUCGGUGUGGUACCUGCGGUCAGCGGUUUUUUGCAACCGAAGAAGGAAAGGAAAAGAAAGCACGUCACUUGGAUUGGCACUUCCGGACCAACCAGCGCAUGUCAGAGGCUGGCAGGCGGGCUCAGAACCGCAGCUGGUAUGUCGACGAGCGGGACUGGAUCAAAUCUCGGGAGGCAGGGGAUGACCAGGGACUUGUGGACACGGAGGCGGCCACUGAGAGUGCUGCUGGGGGCGACGGCCCUAUGGCCAAGAAAGGGCCACCAAAGCAAUGGAUCCACGCACCGAACGAUGCAGCAUUGCGAAACACUCCUUGUCCCAUCUGCCAGGAGAAGUUUGAGUCAACGUGGUCCGAAGAUGUCCAGGAUUGGAUUUGGCAGGAUGCUAUCAAGGUUGGGAGUCGCGUCUACCACGCUAGUUGCUAUGCCGAAGUGACCAAGGACGGGCCUCCUCCAGCCAGCCGAGGAACGCCCUCUGGGCGAACUGGAACCCCUGACUCCGUGCUGGGUAAACGCAAGGCAGAGGGAACGGAUUCUCCGGGUCAACACAUGCGAAUCAAGGCCGAGCCCAUGUGACGGGGGGGCAUUGCCCACCCACUCACC